AUGGCAGCACGACCGGGAGAAGAUCUGGCUGCGACACUAUUCGCAGAUAUCCAUUACUACUACGGUCCGCCGGGCGCUAAACCGCCGCAUCAUCGCUUCGAUAAGGGCUCGUACGUCUACCUAUUCGAGAAUGCGUCGCAGAGGAGGGCGCGCAUAGAAAUUGCGAAUAAUGCCGGGACGGCGGAGCAAGAUGCUUUUACUGGUCAUCUCGAUGCCGCCCAUGUGCAAUACUCCUACAAGCACUCUACACUCGUCACCUUAACUGUAGAUGGAACUCCAAACCAGCGCAACUCACCUAUCGAUGGCCAAGACUGGCAUCUGCCAACUUUCGAUCCCCACAAUGAGAACAAGUACAUGUACAAGCUCCACACGCUGGACAUAUAUUUCUGGACAAAAGAGGAUGCCGUGCUAUUAAUGAAUGGGAUCAGGAGGGUCUUACCCCAACAUCAGAUCACUGUUCAGGAUGAACCGAUCACACCGCCUCCUCACCCAGAGGACAUGAGUCCUGUGGUCCAGAAGCUCGAGAAUGUAGCUAUCACGGAUCCUUCGUAUCAACAAGGUCGGACGCGAGAUUCGAGAACGACUACUUCCAGCGCUGGGGGUGCUCCGUCAUUUCCUGGACCUCCAAUAUCAGCUACGCCUCAGAGUCAAGAAGCUUCGAGUUUCGCGCCGCUGGCUUACAAUCCCGCCGCUCCAGCUGCGCCAGAAGCUAUCAGACAUAGGGAGAAAACACCACCGCCUGAAGACGGAGCUGCGAAUCCGCUUGUAGCAGCUGCUGCCUCUGACCGAGAGCAAAUAUUCGGCGCACCGCCGUAUGGACAACAAGGAUUCUCCGGGCCACCUCAACAGCGUAUCCAGCAGCAACAGCAACAAAGCUAUUUCUCCCAUCCUCCUCCACCAGCUAGCGCUCCUCCCGCGUCAGUCCAACCACCAGCCCAGUAUCCGAACCAGUCGCCACAGAAUGUCCAAUCGCCAUAUGCGCAACACUUCCAGAACUCGUUUGCGCCGCCCCCGACUGCACCUACAGGAUCAAGUCCUUACGCGCAACAACCACAAGUUGUCUCCCCUCCAGUUUCAGCUCCCCCUCCACCGGCAUACCAACAGCAACAGCAACAUCAGCAGCCACAACAACACCCCCAACAACAAGCUAACAUCCCCGUCACCCAAUACGCCGCAUACCCUCUCUCCCCAGGCCUCUCACCCUCCCUCUCCACGCCGGGAAUCUACUCCCCAGGACCGAACCCUCUCUCCCCCGGCAUAAGCGGACCUCCUCCACCGCAGCCACACGUCGCUCCCCCGGGCGGCUUCUCGCAACACCAGUACAGCAACAGCGGUAACACGAAGCCGCUGAUGACGGACUACAGUAUCCAUCAGCAGGUGUACCGACCGACGGAGAAUGAGGCCUAUAAGCCGAAAAAGGAGGCGAAGCCGCCGAGGGGGAAUCUAGAGAAGAGGGCGGGCCAGUUGGAGAAGGGGUUGGGGAGCAUGUUUAAAAAGAUUGAGAAGAAGAUUGGUUAG
Molecule: messenger RNA, 1518 nt
Organism: Cadophora gregata
Lineage: Eukaryota; Fungi; Ascomycota; Leotiomycetes; Helotiales; Ploettnerulaceae
Exons: 3
Coding region: 1-1518 (505 amino acids)
Source: RefSeq, a predicted model, not a curated record